Fukomys damarensis (Damara mole-rat) is the source of this 2337-nucleotide messenger RNA. It is a transcript of the gene Ccdc121, whose product is annotated as coiled-coil domain containing 121. The record is from RefSeq and is a predicted model, not a curated record. The transcript has 2 exons. The coding region runs from base 267 to 1592 and encodes 441 amino acids. NCBI's taxonomy places the organism in Eukaryota, Metazoa, Chordata, Mammalia, Rodentia, Bathyergidae.
CCCGCCCCGCCAUAGAGACGCAGCGCGGCUAGAGAGUCCUCCGGCGCCUUCCGCGCGGCUGCGACUGGGAUCCUAGCAACCGAGGGUGACGACGCGACGCGGCGCGGCGGUCCUGGGCGGCUACUGCGAGUCUGAAUGCGCCGGGGGCUGACUGGUGACCCUGGCCGAGAAGAGGGGCUUCAGCAGACAAACCAGCAAGAGGACGCGACCCUUGGGGGCCAGGACCUGCGAGGGACAGCGCCGUGGUGGUCAGGGGGCGAGACGAGAUGGCAUCCCCAGCGCGGCGACCUGGCCGAUCCCUGAGCCCGCACGGGCGAGCUCCCAUCCUCCCGAGAGAGCUGAAGGGAGCCGCCGGAGGGCCGGCCGCUAGGGCUCCUCUGACGCCGGAGGAGAUUAAACAGCGGAGGGCUGCACCGCUCAGUACCAGGAAGGUGUGCGGCCUCCGGACGCCCCGCACCCCGCGGAAGCCCGCAUCGGGACGCUGUGCCCGAGAGAGGCCGAGCCCUGCCGCCAGCGCCUGUUCCUCGGUCGUCACCCUCGGUGACCUGCAGAGUUGCGCUAGCGGGCGCCUAGAUCCCGAGAGCGUGUUUGCGGAGACGGGUGCAAGUUCCCCUCCACCAUCGGCAUAUUUUAUACUUCUCCAUCAGUGCCUGCCCCCAGAGAAACUAACGAAGAGGGAGAAGAGACUGAAAGGAAAGAUUGUAGUGACCCUGAGCAAGCUGAACAACCAAAUCCAAGAAGCUCAGACGAGGCGGCGCUGGCUGCUGGAGGAGAACAGGCAGCUGCAGAAGGAAAAGCUUCUCGUGGAAGCUGAAAGCAAAUCCAUUCUGGACUACCUCACUGAAAACAGUAAGCACCGCGAGAGAAAGUGUGAGGAGCUGUGGAAAGAGUAUUUCCAGCAAUACCAGGAGCUGGAGCAGAGGAAACAAGAAUUAGCCUCCAGAUAUGAGAAAGAAACCUCAGAGCUGAAAGCACAGCUCUUGCGGGGCGAAAAGGCCCAGUACAAGUUGGAGCAGUGGUUGCAGACUCUGAGGAACAUUGCCACCAUCAAGGAGAGGCAGGACAGGAGAACACAGACCUUGCAGGAGCAGAUAGACAGGGUCCCAGCAGAGCUGCACGUGAAGGACCGGGAGGCACACUUCCAGUUCCUCCAGCAGAAAGCCCUCCUGGAGCAAGAAAUCAAAGAGCUGGACCUGGUGCAGGAGCAGCUGGGGAACAGAAAAAGAGGGAAGCUCGAUGGGAAAGCCCAGGCCUUGGAGUGCACAGCGCAGAAGUCUCGUUUUGAAUUCUGCCACAGCAUCUAUAGAGAAAACCAGCAACUGAGGAAGAAAUUAAUGCCUCUCCUUCAGGAAGCCCAGAGACUGGAAGCUCUUCAGACCCGGUUAGAAAACCGGAAGCAGCAGCUGAAGCAGAGACAGUGGUACCAGGAAUCCGUAAUGAGGGGGAGGCAACGACUACAGUCCAGGCGGGACUGGAGCCCAAAGGGACCCGGUGCUCCAAAGGCCACACCCGCACCCUCCCCUAGACUCCAGGCCAAGAUCCAAAGGGACCCCGAAAGUAACAGACCAAACAAGAACUGGACCCUAAACUAGAAACCCCUCUAAGUUAGAUGGAAUACUCCGAGGCUGAAAGAUUUUUGAGUUGUGCCAUCUAUUGCUCUGGCAACACCUGAAAUUCUAAGAGGACAAAGUUACCUAAUUAUACCAAGCCCUCUACAGUAAUUUUAGGGGACUUAGUUAUCCUUACAUGUGUAUGCCAUCGUUCACAAAGGACCUCUUGUCAUUUAUAUAACCAUAUAUUUAUGCCCAUUUAAUGGAACGGAGCAUAGCAUUUUAAUGUAGGCUUUUAUUGAUUCAAGUUGUACUUUUUGCAUUUUAUGGCAAUAGAAGCUAGACCAUUGAUUUUACUGGAAUAUGAAUCUUGGUGCAGCUGAGUAUAUUUUCAAUUUUUUGUACCAGGGAUCGAAUUCGGGACUCUGCACUUGUGAGGCAGGUGGUAUAUAUUUGGGGAUUUUAACAUUGCUCCUCUAUGGAAAGAUAGCCUCAACUGUGUUUGCCAGAAAAGGUUAGUGACGAAAAAUUUCACAGUCUACUUUGUGAAUUCUCAGUCUUAUUUCUAGGUAAAACAAAUUUAUUGAAAACUGGACUAGGGGCCAGGGAUUUAGCUCAGUGGCUCUGCUGCCUGCCUUGCAAGCACCAGGUCCCAAGUUCGAUCCCUGGUACCAAACACAAAUAAAAAAAAGAAAACUGGACUAAAAAGACUUCUCUUUCCAUGUGCCUUUCACUCCUAGCUUUAAUGUUUUUCGUUAAAUAUGUGAUUUCUUUGUGUUAUUAAAAA